ACAGAAUUAUAUUUCAUCAUAAUAAAAAUGCCACCACCAGGCUGGGGAAGACCUUCGGAAUAUAAUCAUCACCAUCAUCAUCAUGGAAGACCAAUGGUAGAAGUCGAUGUAAUAACUCCACCGCGCCAAAGAAGACCAUUUAUAGAAGUUGAUGUUAUGGCUCCACAGAGAAGGCCCUUUAUAGAAGUUGAUCUAGUAGCUCCUUGUCCACCGCCACCACCCCGUCCGGCUAUUUCCAUAGAACUCUUUGGGGGUCGUCCUCGUCCACCACCACCACCUCCAGCAACGGUAGUAGUAGUAAAUAAUCAACCUCAACAACCUCGGCCUUAUGGAUGGUGAAUUUUAAGCUCAAGGUGCUAAAGUUGAAAAUUAAUAAAGUUAAGUUAAUUAUUUUUAAAGUGUGACAAAAAUAAAAGUUGUGAUAAUUGAUAAACCGAAAAAACUCAA
This is a messenger RNA of Eupeodes corollae, 447 nucleotides long. RefSeq lists its product as uncharacterized. The record is from RefSeq and is a predicted model, not a curated record. The transcript has a single exon. NCBI's taxonomy places the organism in Eukaryota, Metazoa, Arthropoda, Insecta, Diptera, Syrphidae. The coding region runs from base 28 to 339 and encodes 103 amino acids.